Molecule: messenger RNA, 696 nt
Organism: Perkinsus marinus ATCC 50983
Lineage: Eukaryota; Perkinsozoa; Perkinsida; Perkinsidae
Product: Thioredoxin, putative
Exons: 5
Coding region: 20-658 (212 amino acids)
Source: RefSeq, a predicted model, not a curated record
UUUACUCGGUGUUUUUACGAUGCCGGUAAUUUGUCUCGGUCCUGUUUGUAUUCCCCUGUGGCCACUUCUGGCUUUGGUUCUGAAGCCAGUGUGGAAUCUCCUCCCGGAAAGCGUUCGCGACCCUAUCGCGAAUGCAUGGUACACAAUGUGGGAGCAUUGUACGUUUAUUCCCGAGAGGUUCAGACCUAGAAGGCCCGUCCAUCGUCGCGGCAAGGCUCACUGCGAGAAUGGUGUUUGUACGUGGACUCGUGGUGAUGAUAAUGUUAAGACCGAGGAUGACUCAACGUCCACGACCAAGUCUACUGCAGAUAUUCCCCAAGCAAAAGAAGAUGGUGAGGUGAUCGAGCUCCAGGAUCCCGAAGAGUUCGACAAGCUGGUCGUGUCUAAGAAGUUGUUCAUCGUUGAUUACAGUGCUGAGUGGUGUCACCCCUGCCAGCUGAUCGCACCAGUAUUUGCCGAGCUCGCUCAGCAGUACAAGGACAAGGCAACCUUCGUCCGAGUUGACGUUGAUGCAUUGGACGACUUGGCCCUCGAUAAUGGUGUGACAAGUCUUCCCGCCUUCCAUAUCUACCAAGGCAACGAGAAGCUUGAGACCCUAGUUGGAGCCAACCCUGAGAAACUCAGAGCUACCGUUGCUAAAAGAUGCGGUGGCAACUGAUAAGCUCGCGUGUAAAUAUUGUAGUUCCUGUUGCUUUU